UUUAGAAUUAUUGAUUAUGGUUUGUUGAUUCAAAAUUGGCCAUAAUUUCAUCAAAAUCAAAUAAUGUUACUUUUAUCUCGGCCAGCGCCUCUCAACGUUAUCCAGGCAAUUGAGAACUUUUUUUUAAAUAAGCACAAUUGAACAGCGAAUAGGUGUAGUUUGUGAGUAGCACACUCUUCUGGUGAAUAUAUGUAAUUGCAACUGAGAAAACAGUCAAACAACAGUUUAUCAAUUACAUUUAGCCCAAAAACUCUAGGGGUAAUCCACUUAUUUUUAUUAAUAAAGAGUAGCCAUAGACUAACGAUAACGAUAUUGAGACGCCACCAAGCAACAAGUUUUGUUGUGAUUGGCUGACACGCACAGACGUCACUGCAGCGCAUCCGUGACGAAAACAGGAAGUGAAUUAUGCCGGACUGUUAAACUUCCGGUAUAAUGGCUGUGCGAUUGUGUGACUGAAUAAGUUGACAUAAAGACGGAGUUGAAAACCGAGCAAAAUGGCAGCCCCCCCACCGCCCUUGUCCUCCUUGCGUCUCCUUGUCCCUCCUCUGCGUCUGCUGACGGCGGCAAUGUGGCAGGUUGCACAGCAGCAAAGUGUCAAGCAUUAUGGGAUCCUGGAAGAUUUUGUGUCCCUGGUGACCGAUUCAGUUCCUGAGCUACUAACAGACACGCAGAAGAGCUUGCUGCAUCGAGCACUGAGGGUCAAGGUAGCCCUCUGUGAUGAAACGCAGCCCAGCCACGCCCAACUCGGAGGGGUUCACUCCAUGGCACCGGCCAGACCAGGAUCACUGACUGAUGACUGUGAUUCCGCGCUAUUGAGUCUAACUGAUAAAGUGAGUCCCCUGGAGAGACAGCGCCUCUUGCAGGACGUGUUCAAUAAGAACUUUGACGGGGCUCUCCAGACUCUCCUCUGUGACUUCCUAGGAAGGAUGGAACAGCUUUUUCCAGCCCCUGACCUUAAACAGGCUGUGUCGUGGCUCAGUGCCACCCCUUCUGGCCUGGAUGACUGUCUCAAUGUGGCCAACAGAGAUGACCUGAAAAUGCUCCUGGCCAAUCAGAGCUGUCGGCCUGGGGUCGCCUCCGCAGUUAAUUGUGACACGGAGAAGAUUCUUCUCUCUGCUUGGUCCCAUCCCCUCAUCACAAAGCUAGCCAAUGACGAGCCCCCGCCCCAGGCACAUUCAGAUGCCCACACUGACACUGGGAGUCCCACCCAGCUGGAUGUGGCUGCGAUGGUGAUGAUGGAGGAUGAAAAGGAGGAGACUGUGCCCGGCCAGAUGUCACCAGCUGAUCCGAAGGCCAGUCGCAGUUCAUACAAGGAUUCUGUGAACCUGGAGACACAAGGACUGAAGGACUUGCACUCUAUUGACCACGUGUCCGAUCAACCACGCACCGACAUCACGGCUGACCCUCUUUACAGCAUUUCCCAUCAUUCUCAGCGAGUGGCUCACAAAUGUCCCAAAUGUGGGAAAUGUUUCAUCUACCGUUCUCAGGUUAUACGUCACCUACGAACCAGCAAGUCCUGUGGCCACACCCUAACCACAACAGCAGCUGUUCACCAGGACAACGUACAUGCCUGUGAUGAGGAGCCGCGGCUUGAAGAGCCCCGCCCCACUGGAAGCCACCCUUGCUUUCAGUGUGACGGUGUGUUCACAAGCAAAGCUGAGCUGCUCUUACAUCAGCGCAGUCACCGGGCCCGGCCCGUAUUUCGAUGUGGCCAAUGUGACAAGGAGUUUCUUCACCUGUCCAGUUUGACCAAUCACAAGCAGACACACCAGGAAAAUGGCGGGACCACCUGCAGCCAAUGCGGCAAAGUGUUUGGGUCGGCUCCGGAGAGAGACGCACACAGCCUCCAGCACCGGCCGCCUGACCUCACCUGCACUCUUUGCUCGCAGAUGUUCAGCUCGCAGUCGCAGCUUCUGCGACACCUGCAGACACACUCGGUGGAGGGUGCCGAGCCCUGCUUUUCCUGCCGCUUCUGUGAGCAGACGUUCUCAGGUGUGACUCUGCUUCGUAUCCAUCAGCGCUCCCACAAAACCCGAUCGUACAAGUGUGACCAGUGCAACAAGUCAUUUGCCUCGCUCACCGGCCUUCAGUCACACCGGACAAGUCACAACACGGACAAUCGCUUCCUGUGCCCUCAAUGUGGCAAAUGGUUCAAGACCCGCGAUGGGCUGGAGGGCCACCUGAGGCGGCACAGCGGUGAGCGGCCGUUCCGCUGCCCCUACUGUUCCAAAGACUUUGCUGCGCUUGCUGGACUCAAUGUACACGUGCGGCGGCACACCGGGGAGCGCCCGUACGUGUGCACGGUUUGCAGCAAGGGCUGGCCAUCCGGAGGCGACCUUCAAAAACACAUGCGGAUUCACACGGGCGAACGUCCGUUCUCCUGCGAGGAGUGCGGGAAGUCCUUCUCCAACUCUUGCCACCUCACUGAACAUCGCCGCAUCCACACUGGCGAGAAGCCUUUCCCUUGUCCUGAAUGUGGAAAACGUUUACGGAGGAAGUUCGACCUGAAGAAACACAUGCUGUGUCACAGCAACAAUCGCCCGUACGCCUGCAUUUCCUGUCCCAAGAGCUACACUCGCAAGACUCACCUUGACAGGCACCUUUUGACUCACCAGCAAGCUGAUGGUGACAUAAAGGCAGCUGACGAAGUUUGACACUUUUUGCUUCUUUGGAAUGAUGUGAUGAACUUUUGAGAGUGUGAUGAUUGGCAUGUCUGGAGGGAAUCAAUGCAGUAAGUUUUUACGGAAAAUGUAACUUAAAUGUUUUAUUGUAACUGUUGGUAGACAAUGUUGAUUAUAUUUGUCUGUCGAUUCCGAGUGAAUCAGAAAACUUUAUUUGUGUAAAUAUGCAUAAGUCUACCCCUCAUCUUCAGAGUUUUCAAUGACUUUCUUCAUCCACCUGCUCAUCCUGAAAACAUGCGUGAAGAAGCCAUACUUCCCAUCGCGGUCGCAACCCUCGCCCCAUGACACAAUGCCAAUCUGGUACCAGCGAUUCUCUGCGGGGUGCUGCGAAAAUAAACAGGUUCUCAAACUCCUGCAAAUAAUGA
Molecule: messenger RNA, 3046 nt
Organism: Doryrhamphus excisus (bluestripe pipefish)
Lineage: Eukaryota; Metazoa; Chordata; Actinopteri; Syngnathiformes; Syngnathidae
Source: RefSeq, a predicted model, not a curated record